AUGGCAACGGUUGUUGGAUCGAAAAGAAAAGAAGAGAAAGGGGCCGCGGCGAACUCAGCGGCAUCGUUCCUUCCAGGUUUCAUGUUUAGGCCCACGGAGGAGCAACUCAUAAACCACUACCUGAGGUUGAAGAACGAGGGCCAUGAGUCCGAGGUCCAGUUAAUUGGCGAGGUAAACUUUUACGACUAUGAGCCCUGGGAUUUGCCUGAGUUGUCGGUCAUAAAGUCGGACCAACGGGAGUUGUUCUUCUUCCGCCGGCUUGACGACCAGAGGGAUGCUGGCGUCCUACUCCCUAGUCUUCCGCACAGCAAAAUUGCUAGUAAUCUGGGCUUCAAAAUUGGUGACAAUCCAGGCAAAAAUACUCUGGAUUUACAUCAUUGGCGAACCGAUUCCCAUCGUUGGCAAACCACCACGGCGGGCUAUUGGGAAAGCACAGGUAAGGACUUUCCUAUCCGGUCCAGCAGGUCGUCCAGUGACAUUGGUAUGAGGAAGACCUUGGUUUUCUAUAAGGGCCAUGUUCCCAAUGGCACGCGCACUGAUUGGAUCAUGCACGAGUAUAGGGCCACCAAGGGGUGCCUUACUGCGACCCGCCCUCAACAGGAUCAACGUGGGGUGUCCUGGCCUAAAUCACUUCCAUCUCUUCCAAGCCUGAUUCUACCAGGAAAAAGACUUUCACAAGCAAAGAGCAAAAAUGAAUGCAUCCCAACUGGUCCUUUUGUGAAAACACCAUCUUCUGAUGGUUACAACUGGCGAAAAUAUGGUGAGAAGGGUUUGUUGAGUGGUGCUCUUAGUUAUUAUAGGUGCGCUUCUCGUGGAUGUUGCGCAAAGAAAAGGCAUAGCUUUGAUCACUCGGGGCGUGAAAUAGAGGUGCAUUAUGAAGGCAAACAUAAUCAUGAUAUACCUUGCCAGGUAGGAUUCUUCUUUCUGCUUUCUCUUGAUGCUUUCACUGUUUUGCUCUUGUUUUGUAACUAA
Molecule: messenger RNA, 972 nt
Organism: Corylus avellana
Lineage: Eukaryota; Viridiplantae; Streptophyta; Magnoliopsida; Fagales; Betulaceae
Source: RefSeq, a predicted model, not a curated record